This is a messenger RNA of Anopheles cruzii, 1056 nucleotides long. RefSeq names its product methylthioribose-1-phosphate isomerase. The coding region runs from base 1 to 1056 and encodes 351 amino acids. The transcript is spliced from 5 exons. Gene Ontology annotation, molecular function: S-methyl-5-thioribose-1-phosphate isomerase activity. NCBI's taxonomy places the organism in Eukaryota, Metazoa, Arthropoda, Insecta, Diptera, Culicidae. The record is from RefSeq and is a predicted model, not a curated record.
AUGACGCUCGAAGCGAUCAAAUACAAGGGUGGCCAGCUGCAAAUUCUAGACCAGCUUUUGCUUCCCGGCGAAUCGAAAUACAUUCCGGUAUCAAGCGUAAAGGAUGGCUGGGCUGCGAUCCAUCGUAUGCAGGUGAGGGGCGCCCCGGCCAUAGCUAUUGUUGGCUGUUUAUCGCUCGUGGUGGAAAUCUACGGUAAACAGUACGACUCAAAGGCGGAUUUGCGGAAGGAAAUGUGCGAGCAGCUACAGUAUCUCGUCACCUCGCGACCGACCGCCGUCAACCUGAAGCUGGCGGCGGAUGACUUGCACACGUUGGCGGACAGUUUGUUCAGUGAUGAAACUGUCCCAGUGGAGGCCAUGAAGCGACGAAUCAUUGAAACUGUGGAGCAGAUGCUGGUGAAAGAUAUCGAAGACAAUCGUGCCAUCGGCGACAAUGGUGCCGAUGUGCUGCUGAAAGGUAUCGAUCGACCGCUGAAAUUGUUAACCCACUGCAACACCGGAUCAUUGGCCACCGCAGGGUAUGGCACCGCACUGGGCGUCAUCAGGAGCGUCCAUGAAAGGGGUCUCUUGGAGCACGUGUAUUGCACCGAAACGCGACCGUACAACCAGGGCGCACGGCUAACGGCGUACGAGCUGGUGCACGAUCAACUGCCGGCGACUUUGGUAACCGAUAGCAUGGUAGCGGCACUGCUCCACACCAGGAAGAUCGAUGCCGUCAUCGUCGGAGCGGAUCGUGUCGCGGCGAAUGGUGACACCGCGAACAAGAUCGGCACCUAUCAGAUAGCCGUGGUGGCGAAGCACCACCAGGUACCGUUCUAUGUGGCCGCACCGUUCACAUCGAUCGAUUUUGCCAUCGAUGAUGGAUCGCGCAUCAAGAUCGAGGAGCGCCCGGAGAACGAACUAACGCACAUCGCAGGCCAGCGGAUUGCGGCGCCCGGAAUCGGCUGCUGGAAUCCGGCGUUCGAUGUGACGCCAGCAGAGUUGAUAACGGGCAUCGUCACCGAGCGCGGUGUGUUUCGUCCGAGCGAGCUCGCGAAGCGCACGAGGCAGCAGUGA